Molecule: messenger RNA, 1360 nt
Organism: Ostrinia furnacalis (Asian corn borer)
Lineage: Eukaryota; Metazoa; Arthropoda; Insecta; Lepidoptera; Crambidae
Product: serine hydrolase-like protein
Exons: 7
Coding region: 31-978 (315 amino acids)
Cellular component (GO): membrane
Source: RefSeq, a predicted model, not a curated record
UCUGAGGUAGACGCGAGUGUGAAUUGCAAAAUGCAGUUGACAACACUACUGUUUUGUAAAAAGGCAAUACAGUCUGCAAUUUUAAGAACGGAGAAGGAAUUUAAAAUAUCCGUGCCAUGGGGGAGACUAACUGGUCUAUCCUGGGGGAGCUCCUCCCUCCCGCCUGUGUUGUUCUGCCACGGCCAGAUAGACACUUGCUCCUCCUUCAGACCGCUGGUCAGCCUGAUGCCUGAAGAGUAUUUCUACGUCAGCAUCGACUUACCAGGCAACGGAAAGUCGGACAGGCUGCCUCCAGGUGCCAGACUGUCGGCGAUGGACCUGGUGCCUUCCAUAGGAAAGGUAAAGAACCAUUUCGGAUGGGACAAAUUCACUUUCAUUGGACAUUCUCUUGGAUGCCAUCUUGGAAUGUACUACAUCUCUGCUUACCCCGGGAUUGUGACCCGGUCCAUCCAUCUGGACCCUCGGAUGCCCCCGACUGUAUUCGGUAUAGAUAUUAGGACAUGGUAUUUAAACUACUACGGCAAGUUCUACAAAAAUUAUGAGAGACUGAAUGCGGGAGUCGAAUCUGCUCCGCGGUAUCGGUAUGAAGAGAUCCGUGAAAAAAUGAAGACUGCUAGAAGUUUAACUGACGAAGCAGUGGAACAUGUUUUAGAGAGGUGUUUGGUUCCAGCUGGGGACGGGCUCUAUCGACUGUCCUUCGACCAACGCUUCCGGGACAUCAUGAUGCUGCCCUUCACAAAAGAACAAUACGAGCAGAUUUGGACAUCUUCCAAAACCCCUUUACUUUCUAUCACAACUAGCCAAUCGAUUUCUGAUGGACACUUUAACUUCUCUCCGUACAUCAUAGACAAUACAGAGUGGCCCAAUAAAAACCAUAGACAUUUGACAGUUGAAGAAGUUCAUGACGUUCAUUUGAACAAGCCAGCGGUUGUAAUAGAUUAUGUUAGAGACUUUUUAAAAGGAACUAGAGUUGACUAGGACAUAAAAUCUCAAUACAAAGUCAAAGGACGCUGAUGGCAUUAAAAUAGAGAAUUCUUUCCUUUUCGUUCUCACCGCUGCAACUUCUGUGUAGCCAGGAUCUACAGCUGGAUCGCCAACAAAACCCAAUCAAUGAAGGCCAAGUUUGACCUGGAGAAAAUAACUGUCAUUGGAGCCGCUACGAAACCGCAAGAAAAAAGUUUUCAUACAUUUUACGUCACACGUAAAGGGGGCGGAGGAAAUCUAUGAAGUGUGACGUUUGUGACAAGGGGAAGACAGGGGUUCUAAAUAAACAAAUCUAAGUCUUAGAUCUAAGUACAAAUUUUUAAUAAUAAAGCCUCCACGUGUAGUGUGUGAGAUGAUUGUUACUUUCAAGAUUAGA